CACACACACAUUGGAUUUCUCUACCAGCAAUGAUGACUACUGUUUUGGAUCCCUUUAGGCCGUUCUCUGCAGAGCUGCAUGUCAUUAGACGGCUGAACUUCAGCCUACACCGGUCUGCUGGUAGAGAUGGACUGGAACCUGGAAGCAUUAACUCUCCUGCUCAGCAUGCUUCCUUGGCCCCACUCCGAGAUGACGUCCCCCUGUUAGACCCAUCCUGCGGGCAGCUGAGUGCAGGAGCAGAGGUGGAUCUGGGGGUCAGAGGACGAAAGAAAUUUAUAGAUUUCCAUCAUGUGGCCUCUGCUCUGAGGGUACCCCCAGGUUUCAGAGAGAAGCCUCAAACAGCACCAAACCCCUUUGGUAUCUGCACAGAGCUGAGCGAGGACAAGGCCUGGAACUCCAGGAGGAUCCCAGAUGCAGCCAUAAGAGCGAGACUCAGUGGUUCAGCCCAACCACACUCACUGAAGACACCAACAUUAUACAGCAGUUUUCCUGAUAAAAGCACUGACGCUCAGGAUGCCUUCUCUUCUGAUCAGAGACUGUGGACAGACAACUCACUGGCAGUUCGACGCUUCAGAUACACUUCUGCCACCCAGAGGAGUUAUGAGGAAGUUGGUUGGGAUUCAAAGUUGCCCCGGCGCUUGAAGGCACCGGCAACAACCUGGGAGAAAAUGGCUGACCCAGUAAGUGAGCAUCCCUCAUCGAGGCGCUACAAUAGCCAACCUCAGCUGUGGCAGUCCGUUGGAGCUGAGUGGAACAGACAGCAGCUUCGAUCGAGGAAUGAUGCCAGGAAACCCAUAUCAUUCUGCAGUGGAUGUCGGAGAUCAGGUCAAAUUCCACUGUACACUGGUACAAUCGGCUCUGAAAACAUGGAUAACAUUGACAACAUGGAGGAAGACUUCCACUCACUGACCCUAAAGAGGAGCAUUGUUCCCCGGUACGCCCCUACAGCACGCCGAGCCACCAUCCCUGGUUAUACAGGCAAGGCUGUGUACGCUCACUCUGCUGCUGAUGCUGCCGUCUCUGUCCCAGCUGUCUGCAGUCCUGCAUGCUCCCCCAGAACCAUCAAAGAAUCAAGGAGUCCUGUUUUCAGCCAUGCGGCGCCCCUGUCCCGAAUGGUGACCAUGACGACCCCCUGCAACCCCUUCCUGAGACCUGCACUUCCUGCCUCACGCACAAACACACGAGGAGACAUUAGACAAAGCAGAUGAGAAAGUUUUGAAGGGCAAAGAGAGGGACAAAACAGAGGAAAUACUGUGAUGGAACAAAUCUAGUGAGAGCAGUCUUCCUUUUGGCUUAUCAGCUCACGGUGAUUGACGUCUGGUAACCACCAAUAAUAUGCAGGAAAAUCUUGAUUUUUAGCCUUAAUUUAGGAAACCAGCAUCUCUCAUUAACCAUCUCAUCUAAUGAGACUCAUUUUCACCCUUCUCAAAUUUAUAAGUGACUGUAUUUUCACCAAUAUAUAUCUUUUUUAAGAUGUGUGAGACACUUAAAGGAGUAUUAGGAUAUUUAGUGAUAUAUGCUUCUUUGCUUUUUUGCUGAGAGUUGAGUGAGAAGAAUGAUACCAGUUUAAUAUGUAAGAGUGGUAUUGAUCUUCUCGUCAAACUCUUGUCAAAAAUGCGAUUAAGUGUAUUUCCCAAAACGUCAAAAAUAUUUUAGAAUUAUUUACUACUACUACUGCUACUAUUUUAUGAUUGUGCCCACGUUUCUAUGUUUGCUGUUGUG
Messenger RNA from Thunnus maccoyii (southern bluefin tuna), 1722 nucleotides. RefSeq names its product spermatogenesis-associated protein 48. The record is from RefSeq and is a predicted model, not a curated record. The coding region runs from base 30 to 1208 and encodes 392 amino acids. The transcript is spliced from 11 exons. NCBI's taxonomy places the organism in Eukaryota, Metazoa, Chordata, Actinopteri, Scombriformes, Scombridae.